GUCCGAGGUGAAUUAAUUUAUAGAUCGGGGCAAUAGUUACAGCUCUAGGCCUGCUCUCAACGCCGGGGUGUUAUUCAGCAUUUGGAAAAAAAAUGGCGAUGAAAACUCCAAUACAAACUAUAACGAACCCGCAUAUUCCUUUUGUUGGCACCAUAUUAGGAGGGCUGGUUCCAGGGGAGAUGAUUGUUAUUCAAGGAAGUGUGCCAGCUGAUGCUGACAGGUUCCAGGUGGACUUGACGUGUGGCAGCAGUACGAAGCCACGGGCGGACGUGGCCUUCCACUUCAACCCCCGCUUCAAGAAGAGCUGUAUCGUCUGCAACUCCCUGCUGAGGGAGCGCUGGGGCAGGGAGGAGAUCCUCUACCAGAUGCCCUUCAAGCCGGGCGUACCCUUCGAGAUCAUCAUGCUGCUGCAGAAGGACCUUUACAAGGUGGCAGUAAAUGGCGGCCAUGUGCUGGAGUACAAGCACAGAGUGGACCUGAGGAAGGUGGACACCAUCAACAUCUCAGGGAAGGUCCACAUCCAGACCAUUGGCUUCAUCAUUAACUCAGCACCAGCCCAGCCUGUGGGGAUAGAGAAAAGCCUACAAGUUCAUGGAACGCUGACACAUUCAGGUGACUUGAAUCUUCCAUUCCAAGCUACCCUAGAGAAAGGCUUGGCACCAGGACUAACUGUCGUCAUCAAGGGCCAGGUGAACCUCUACCCAGACAGUUUCUUCGUAAAUCUGUGUGUGGGUGGCACUAAGGACAUAGCGCUGCACCUGAACCCCCGCCUGAAGGCUGGCUCGUUCGUCCGCAACUCCUACCUGUCCGGGGGCUGGGGAGAGGAGGAGACGCACCUCGCUGCCUUCCCUUUCAAAGCAGGGGAGUACUUUGAGAUGAUCAUCCUUUGCGACGCUCAGGAGUUCAAGGUGGCUGUGAACGGGGUGCACCAGCUCUGCUACAGGCACCGCGUGAAGGACCUGUCCCGAGUCACCAGGCUGGAGAUCGCUGGAGACAUCCAGCUGCUUCAUGCCCAGGCGCGAUGAAGACUGACACAACCUUCCUCCUCCUCCUCCUCCUUCCUCCGCUCCACUGCACCCACUAACUGGCCCUCAGGGGAUCCUCAGAAGGGGGUUUGGAGGAGGGCCCAUUCUUCAAACGCGUGCACAUUCACACACCAUUAAGGUGAAAUGACAGUCAAGGCAACUUUUUGAGCAAUGUUGCCAGUCAACAGAUGAAAUAGAUGAAAUAGUUACAAAAUGUUGAUUGGUUUUGAUCCAAUUUAUCUUGAUCAAAAGGUUAUAGUGGUGAACAGAUAGAUGAGCAGACCAAAUAACAUCUUUUAGCAUCAUUGCCCAGACAAAAAAAAUGUGCUCUAAAAGUUGCCCUGUGUGGCAUCACCUUUGUACUUCUUCUAUGCAGCUUCUACGUGCCGUGUGUAAGACAUUCCAAUGUACAGGGCUAUACUACUACAAAGGCUGCUGCUGCUGCUGAUCAGUGAUAACUCUGCAUAGCCCAGGGCAUCGGCCUCUUGAAAGGCAGAAAUUCAGUGUGAAAUGAUCUUUGCCUAUGUUAGGACACGAUAACAAUUUUGUAUGUUUGCUGAGGAGACAAACUUUGAAAAUGACAAAGAUAGUGGGGGUAUCUGAGUUGCUGAGAAUCUAGAAUAGAUUGCAGAUGAAUUGAUCAUUUUACAGUGAAGUUGUCCUUUCAGACCAUGACUUUUCUGCUUCUAACUGCCCGUUUAGAGUGAAAUGAACAAACGUAGUGAUUUAACCAAUUUUGUAGAAUACCUCAUAGUUGUUUUGUCCCUUUGACAAACCAGUAUGAUCUAGGCAUAACCUCUUUCAAACCUGAGCACUUUAAUGUCUCUUUGAUGUCACAACCUCCCUUAAUGAUCUCCUUAUUGUCACAAUAUUUUAAUGUAGACAGCUUACUGCUCAUCAAUAAGUUGCUCAAGUAUUUGUUAACCAUAGAAGGUAUUCCAAUAAGCAGGUUGAAUAAAAUGGUUACCAGCAUGUUUACUCGGUGGGGGUGGUAGCCUGGCCUUCUCACCCAGCUUAUGGUGUGGCAAAGUUAUUAUGAAGAGAACGUUGUCAGAGGCAGAAUCCAAAGUUAUGAAAUAUCAGAUAUAUUUAUACUGAAUAUUACAGGGCAGAGCUGCAACCAAUCAAAUAAUGAAUACCUAGUGAUAUAUGCACAAUGUUUGACUCUCACUGGUGUCCAGGCCGAGAAUCUCUGUCUGAUUGACUUGAAGUCCAAUGAAGCACCACAGGCAAGAUCAAUACGAUAACCAGCCUGAAACAAUAUGGUUUUUCAACUUGACAACCUUACCUACUGUCAGUUAACUGGGGUAGUCAUUGAACAACUUACUUGGAAUACCUUAUAUAUUUUGUGUAGGAUACAGAAAAUGCUUUGAUCCUAACUAGUGCUUGGAGAGUGCAUACUGUAUAGUCCUAAACACUGUGACUGUUUAAUUUGGAGGGCGAUGGUUUCUCCAAAUGCUGUACGUUUGGGGUGUUUAUUAUUGAAGACAUGAAAGGAUUGGAAACAUGAUGUACACGCUUUUGGAGUAGUGACAUUUGACCAUUGUAUUACUUUGUGACAUAGGACUGUAAUUGCAGUUUAUUUGAAACUAGUGACAGAAAUUAGUGACCGGCUAGAACAAAUAAGGGGGGCUAUAGCUUUGUAACGCCAGAUUGGCCACUUUUGUGUGCCUCUGAGGUUGUUUUGAAAAGCACAUGGGGAAGUAGAAGAGCAUGUUUAAGGGAACGGUAACACUUAAGUGCAGGGAUGCAUAAAAAAGCAUUAUAAAGACUUGGUAAAUAAUUAACUAAUGAUGAACAAAACAUUACCAAAUGUGUAUUAUCAACUACGUUUUAUUAAUGCUUUAUAAAAUAUGUACAAUUAAUAUGUUCAAGAUUUUACAAACCUUUUUACUCAUUUACAAAAUAAAUGUUUGAUGAAUAUAAAGUAUUUAAAAAAUCAGAGAAUGCACACACAUCAGUAGCACAGGCGCCAGAAUCACUAUAACUGGUCGGCAACGCUGUUUGAUGCUUCCAGACAACAUGUAAUGGCACAACGUUUCAAACUCCAAGAUGUUUCGGGAGUGUGAAACGUUGUGCCAUUAUUAUUUUUUCUGGGAGCAUCAAACAGUGUUGCGGACCUAUAUUUUACUUUCAAAUAUGAAACAUUACCUUUACCAUUACCAUUUCACACUCAUUUACAAACAUUUGUUCAUUAGUUAAUUACUUAGUUAAUUUUUUAUAAAUCUUUUUAUGCAUCCCUUAUUAUAAAGUCUUACCAAGGGAACAUGGCGGAGCAGCAGUAGGAGCACUGUGGAGCUGAGGCAGGUUGCUCAGUGCUGAGAGUGGCCAACGUCAUGCCGACAAACCAAAGACUUUGGAGGGAAAAGGAAACUGAAGGCAAUAUGAUUUGUACUAGGGAAGUGAUCAUAUUCUGUAUUUAAAUGCGGACAAACUGGCUUUUGAAAGAAGAAAGUAUUGCCUGUGCACUUCCACAGUGGUGGUUUCGGGAAUUAGCACAUAUAUGAAUGAAUAACUACUUAAUCAAUUUUGCCAAUCACUGGCUUAUUGUGAUCAGCAGAUUCAAUGAUGUUUGCUGGGUGAAAUAUGAGACAGGACUUUUACUAAAUAAAUGUUCUGUCUCUUUUUUUGUUUUCUUUCACAUCAUUAAUUGGGUUACCAAAAAAAUCCUCACUUGGAAACCCCUGAAAUUAAAUCCUUUAAUUAAGGUCUAAGACUCCCAGCAUAUUGUUUAACUAUUUUUUUUUACUACAAUGUGGGUGGAAAGAAGUUGAAUGCAAACUAGAGAGUUGUCAACAGACAUUUUUCAUACCCAAGAAAUUAGGUUGCAGUUGUGUUGUGUGCUGAUCAAUGUCAUUAUGUCUCUCAGGUUAAUAUCAAUUGUUGGCUGAAAGUAUGAAAAUGGGAGUGAAGGGAGAUUGGGGUCCGUGUUAAAAUUAGAUUCAAAAAAUAUAAUUUUCGCAAACAGUAGUGGUGGUCUAUAUUUGUAUAAUAGUAUCUGUGGUGAAAUGAAGGCACUUUUUAUGUACUUCCCUAUGU
Molecule: messenger RNA, 4064 nt
Organism: Engraulis encrasicolus (European anchovy)
Lineage: Eukaryota; Metazoa; Chordata; Actinopteri; Clupeiformes; Engraulidae
Gene: lgals8a
Product: galectin 8a
Exons: 9
Coding region: 93-1025 (310 amino acids)
Molecular function (GO): carbohydrate binding
Source: RefSeq, a predicted model, not a curated record